AUGGCUGUGGGCGAUGCAUACCGAUCAUCUCAUAAACAUGUCCUCGGCACCAACAGGGGCGAUAUGGACCUAGCCAAUAAAGACAAAGAUGUUGAGAAAACAGACAAGUUCAUGGAUGGCAGUUCUGAGCAUGUCGAGGCGGCCCAUGAGCCAGAGACGCUCGGCAAGCGACAGAAGGCAAAGCGACAUUUUCGACGAUUCUGGUGCUGCUAUCUGCUGGCAGCGAUUAUAUUCCUAGCAAUCUUCCUGCCUAUUCUCUUUCUCGUCAUCAUUCCAGCCAUCGCACAAAGGAUAGUAGACGACACUGAUCUACCAGUCUACAGUGCAGAGAUUCUCGAUCCAAAGCCCGACCGAUUUACAUUCUCCCUGAACACUGCCCUAGAUAUCCCUUCUGGGUUAUCUGUUCGAACAGACCCUCUCACACUGCGAUUGUUCAACCGUGCGGUGAAGCCAAUUCUACCUUACCUCAGGGUAGACCUACAAGGAUAUAACUUGAAAGGGCACACGAAGAUGCAUGUCACCCAGCAUGAUACAAUCGUCGAGAAUGAAGAUGAAUGGGUGAAGGCUCUAACGCAGGCCGUAUAUUCCAAGCGAUUCUUCCUGUCGGCGAAAGGGUCUACUACGGCACAUCUGGGCGCAUUGAAGGCGGGCUUGACUUUGGACAAGGAUAUAGAGUUAGACGGACUGGAUCAACUCAGUGGAUUUAGCAUCGACUCUGCCCGACUACUCCUCCCGGCCGAAGCGGACGGGACCAAUCUCCGGGGUGAAGCCGUUCUCCCGAACCACUCAGUCGUCACAUUUGCUUUGGGAAAUGUGACUCUCAACCUCAAGAGCCAAGAUAUACUACUAGGAGAAGCGCUAAUUCAAAACGUCAUCCUCAAACCCGGCAACAACACCGUUGCCUUAAGUGGCCGACUUGAUAUUCGCACGGUUCUGCAAAACCUUUCCAAAAUCGUGGCAGCACAGCGAGAGGCCAUAUUAAAGGGCAAAAUCGAACUUUCGGCCCAAGGAAAUAAGACAGUGUAUGAGGGACAGCGGAUCCCAUAUUUUGAGCGCGUGCUGAACAAUCUGACUUUAACCGCGCGAGUUCCGAUCGUGGGUGUUUUGAUGGAUACGUUGCAGGGCUUGGGUAAUGGAAAUGGGUCUAUAUGGCAAAAUAUCGAAAGUCUUGGGGAUAGCGAUAGCUUGUCAGAUUUGUUGGAUGGACUGUGA
Molecule: messenger RNA, 1212 nt
Organism: Aspergillus affinis
Lineage: Eukaryota; Fungi; Ascomycota; Eurotiomycetes; Eurotiales; Aspergillaceae
Product: DUF3712 domain-containing protein
Exons: 4
Coding region: 1-1212 (403 amino acids)
Cellular component (GO): fungal-type vacuole membrane
Source: RefSeq, a predicted model, not a curated record